AUGUCUUAUGCAUCCUUCGCUUUGAAGGACAACGGCCAAUGCCUAAAGCGCAACUACGACUGCGACGAGCUAGAUUUCAAUGACGAUGAUGACAUUGUGAACAUGACAAGUUUCGAAAAAAACAAGUAUGAAUACAGCCUGAAGAAGAAGAUAAUUAACCGUUAUAAGAAAGAGAAGGAUGAGCUGGAAACUUUUUCGAGGAGGGACAACUCGGUAAAUAACUCCACAAUUACAAAUAGGGAAAUGUAUUCUCUGAAUGACGACAACACGGAAUUGAAAGCCAGGAUACGUAACUCGCUGUGCAACACCAACAACAACACCAGCUGUCAUAGCAAUUACGACAAUCAUAGUGGCAACGACAGCGCCAACUAUAACAGUAAUUACAACCUCAACUACAACUUGAACAUGGAUUCCACGAAGAGGGAGUCCAAUCUUAAACUGGAGGGAAUACUACACGAAAACGAUUAUCUAAUUCAGCUAAGCAAAUUAAAAAGACACGUCAUAAUAGAAAUUUUUGGUGGAAAGUGCUUCAUAAGGGAAUAUCUAUGCACGGAGUUUUUGAAAAGAGUGAAACAAUGUUGCCAUAUAAAUUAUAUAAAACAGAAGAGUGGAUUGAUAAACUAUCGAGACUGCAAACAACUGCUCGCAGAAAAUAACAAUAUAGCCAGCAUAGAAGCCCGGUUAAAUGCCAUACUCGUAUCCCUGCCCCCGUUAACAUGCAUCAUUUUACACUCUAGUGUGUUCCUAGUGAUAAAAGAAGAUUUAAUUCGAGAUGAUCUAAUUAAGAAGCUAUGUAAUGUCUCCAAAAGAUAUACCCAUUUGUACAAAGUUGACACCAAAAAUAUGGAGAAAAGACCCUUUGAAUUUAGUGCCCUGGAAUGUGUUUUUUCAAGUGCCAUUGAACAUUUAAAUGCAGAAAUGAAACUCUUAAGUAAAGAAUUUGCAGACAUCAAAUUUACCUUAAAAGUUACCAAUUAUCAGGAUGUGCAGACGAAUUUGCAUAACUUAAAAGAACCAACCAAUAUUUUAAUAAAUAAAGUGAAUUCCUUCAUUAAGGCUUUUCACGAAAUAUCCGAAAAUAAUGCGGACCUGAAAAAAAUGGAAUUAACCAGGUGUUAUUUUAACCCUAUUAAUGGGGAGGAAGACAAUAAAGAGUCAACGAAUCAGGACCUGCAAAUGCUCUUUGAAUAUUUUGACCAGGAACUUCAUCAGAUACACGAUCAGGUGAAGCACUUAUAUGAGUUAAUGCAAAACUUGGAGAACAAAAUGGCAUCGGAUUUGUCUCUUUCUAGGAAUAAUUUGAUACGCAUGGACAUAGUCAUCAGUUUAAUUAAUUCCGGCUUCGGCAUAGGAACACUCAUAACAGGAGUUUUUGGAAUGAACUUGAAAAUAAAGCUUGAGGAACACGAAUUUGCCUUUGUCUACGUCACGGGGCUGGUCAUUUCUUUAUGUUUAAUAACUGUAGUCAUGUCUGUUUAUUUCUUUAAGUGUAUUCGAAUUUAG
Molecule: messenger RNA, 1503 nt
Organism: Plasmodium inui San Antonio 1
Lineage: Eukaryota; Apicomplexa; Aconoidasida; Haemosporida; Plasmodiidae
Exons: 2
Coding region: 1-1503 (500 amino acids)
Biological process (GO): magnesium ion transport; transmembrane transport
Cellular component (GO): membrane
Molecular function (GO): magnesium ion transmembrane transporter activity
Source: RefSeq, a predicted model, not a curated record